Messenger RNA from Megalops cyprinoides (Indo-Pacific tarpon), 1659 nucleotides. RefSeq names its product ssu-2 homolog, tandem duplicate 2 (gene ssuh2.2). The record is from RefSeq and is a predicted model, not a curated record. The coding region runs from base 79 to 1251 and encodes 390 amino acids. Lineage: Eukaryota; Metazoa; Chordata; Actinopteri; Elopiformes; Megalopidae. The transcript is spliced from 13 exons.
AAGUGGAACAUUGACGCGGUGAGGUACAGUUGGUGUGUGUGUCUUCGUAUGCCAUUAGCAUCGAAUCCAUAAGAGAAAAUGGACAGGCAACAUUUGUUAAGUGACCAAGAUGAUCCUUCCGCCAGUUCUGCGUCCACCCAGCAAUAUCCAGUUGUUGCCGGUGCAGAUGCCAUGGGUUCAAGCCAACCUAUGGAUAGUGGCGCAACAGCGCCUCCUGCAGACCUGAUGGACAGAGUGCCUGGGUAUGAAGGGAUGGGAUCAGGAGGUAAUGACCUUCCACCCCCUUACCCAGAGCCACCUCAGCCUGAAGGCCCCAAACCAAUGUCACCAAACAGAGAGUGGCAAAUCCCCUCCAUCAGUGAAGAGCUGGCUAUGGAGGCCUUGCUGGAGUAUGUGUCCAGCAAGUGCUGCUACAGUAAAAAGCCUGUUCAAGAGAUGAUAUUCUCCGACCUGCAAUCACACAAUACGUUCCGGUACAGCCUAGAGACGUUUACUGAAUCCAGGUCCACUGAAUGGGCCAGCGUGCCUUACACCGGUCAGGUAGUGGAUGGGCAUAUGGGAGCAGCACCAGGCCCAUGGGACAUUGCUGUCCCUGUUCCUGCUAUCUUUCAGGACAACACAAAGCAGGUCCAAAUUCCAUACACAUCCUCUGUUAAGGGCUGUCACUCCUGCUUGACACUGGGUAGAUCACCUUGCAGAAGGUGUGUGACAUCAGGAAUGAUGCAGUGCUCGAUGUGCAACGGGGUGGGAAGGUUGAGUGAUUCUCGAUGCAUGUCCUGCAAUGGCGCUGGCCGUCUUCGAUGCACUUUUUGUUCAGGACGGGGCUCAACAACUUGCAAAACCUGUAAAGGAAAAGGACAGCUUCUGUGCUUCAUCAAGCUAACAGUGAAAUGGAAAAACAACUUGUUUCAAUUUGUGGUGGAUAAGCAGUCAGGGCUCCCGGUUGAUCAUCUCAGCCAGGUCACUGGGGAGACACUAUUCAGUGACAUGCAACCGCUGGUGUAUCCAGUGGUCAAUUUCCCAGAUAAUGCCAUCAACCAGGUCUCAGAAAAGGCUGUAAGACAACAUCAGGCCAAGUUCUUUUCCACGUGCCGUAUCCUGCAACAGAGGCAGACAAUUGAAUUGAUCCCCAUCACUCGGGUGCACUACACCUGGAAAGAGAAAACUCACAUCUACUUUGUGUAUGGUGCUGAACACAGAGUCUACACUAAUGACUACCCUGCAAAGUGCUGCUGUUGCAACAUCUUGUGAAAACUGCAGAUGUGAAUUAUUGAAACCCCCUGAUCUCCAUUUACUGAAUAGAUUGUAGUUUAUCUUAUGAUGUGGACAUCAGAGGUCAUUGUGUUUUGGGGUUCAAAAGAGCUGCCAACACUUGUUAUUUUUAUGAGUGAAGACCAUUAGCACAAUUGUACAAACUGUUUAAGGAUGAGGCUAUGCAAGUUAUCCAUGUAAUAAUUUUCAGGCAAACACAAUAAUGCAUUACAUCACAUUGCGUUACAUUACAUUAUAUUAAUACAUCAUAGUUGUUGCUAGUUACCCAUUAUGUGUAUGUGCAUUGAGCUUCAACACCAUUCAUAAGCAAAAUCUAAGUCAAUGUCACAUAGUGGAAGGAGAUUAAUGUAGACUAAUUCACCUACUUGUUCUGAUGGUGUUUCUCAG